Molecule: messenger RNA, 10086 nt
Organism: Didymodactylos carnosus
Lineage: Eukaryota; Metazoa; Rotifera; Eurotatoria; Philodinida; Philodinidae
Source: the annotation of a GenBank genome assembly
AUGUCAAGUUAUCAUUACGUUCUCAAAAACAGAAGAAGACUGAAGUGUCAUUGUCUUUUUCUACUUGUUGUUGUGUUCUCUGUUUGUGCUAAAAAAUGUUCGGGAAAUUUAUUGCCGAGUUUUGGUGGGGAGAAAAACAUUGUACUACGUCGCAUUCACAGUCCAUACAAUGCCGUAGGUGACACAAUAAUACCAUUUGGAACAACAGUAUUAAUUGAAAAUGGAACAGUAAUCCGAUUUCCGCCUGGUUCCCAAUUGAUAGUCCGAGGAACUCUAAUUGCACAGGGCACUAGUAAUCAUCGUAUUUUGUUUACGAGUUCAAGUGGCAACAUUUAUACUGAUCAACAGCAAACACCAUCUGGUAUAAAAUUUCGCUUGAUAGACGGUGCAUCGACUCAAAAUGGACUUUUACAAAUAUAUCACAAAGAUCAUUGGAGAUAUGUUUGUUCACAGUCUUAUAGAUGGUUUGAUUUUGAUGCAAAUUUAACGUGUCGAACGCUGGGUUUUCGUAACGGAACCGUAUCACCACAUAGAAAUAAUUAUCAAUCUAUGUACGGUAUUGUUAUUGAUUAUCCAGCAUGUACAAGUAGUGAGACAAAUCUACUGAAUUGCGCCGGCUUUCAUUCUCCUCAAAUUGGACUUCAUAUUUGUGACGACAAGCAAUAUAUUCAUUUAAUUUGUGAUGGUUUCUAUGAUCCAUCUCCAUUUCAUAAUUGGGGUGGAAUUGUGUUCGAACGCCGUCGAUCGAUCGAACGAUCGAUUAUUCCAGAAAUAUCAGAUUCAGCCACAACAUUAUCUGAUCAACCAUUAUCCCAAUCAAUUUUAUCUUAUGUUGACAUAUUUCACGCUGGUUUUCGUCCAAGUAAUACGAUAAGAGCUUAUCCAGAGCGUUAUGCAGCAUUAACUGUAUUUGAUCAUUCUCCACUUUUGUAUAAUGUAACCGUACAACAUUCAGCAUCAGAUGGAAUGAAUUUUUCAAAUGUAAUGAGUUCAGUAUUAAUUGAAAAUUCGUUAUCAACACGAAAUCAAGGACAUGGUAUCGUAGUAACAACUCGAUAUGGUAAUGUUACGUUAAACAAUGUUGAUCUUAAAAAUAAUGGUGGUGAUGGUAUAUUGUAUAUGUUAAAUAAUACCGAAUGGUCAAAACGUGAACAGGAAGAAGAUACAUCAUUGUUAUAUAAAUCAUUUUGUGAAACAGCAAAUAUUGUACAAUAUCCAAGUUAUCUACGUUAUAGACCAUUAGCAUCAGGAACAUGUUGUUCACAGAAAUUUGUCUCACGUAAUUAUUAUACUCGUAUCACUAUUCAUUUUCAAACUGUGCUUAUACAUGAUCAAGCAUCCAAUUAUCGAUUUGAAUUGUACAAUGGUGCAUUUGACUAUGCACCAUUGAUAAGUAACAUUACAUUUUUACAACAUAAUCAUACAUUAGAGAGUAUAUCAUCCGAUUCAAAUGAGAUUCUUGUACGUUUUUGUCAUUAUUGUAAUCCAUUUCUUGGUUCAUGUUCAAAUGUGGCACAAGAUAAAAUUAUGUUGUAUGCUGUCUACGAUUAUGGUCGUGAUGCUGAUCUUCAUUUGUGGAACACGCGUAUAAUGAAUAAUUCUAAUAAUGGUGUUCGUGUAGUUAAUCUUCGUAGUUUAGUCGAAUUAAAUCAAACAUUGAUUAGUGGAAAUAAUCGACAUGGACUCGAAAUUGAUUCAGGAGCAGGUAGUAUAUGGUCAUAUCAUUCAAAGUUUAAUUGGAAUGGUGAAGAUGGCGUUCAUAUUGAAUAUAAUGGAGGUGAACGUCGUUUUUUGUAUAGUGAAUUUUCCCAUAAUUUUCAACAUGGUGUUUAUAUUAAACUCGAGCGUUCAAUAAAUACUCUCUUAUCUAAUAUUACUCAUCCAUCAAUAGAUAGUUAUCGUCAGAUAACAAAUAUGAAUGGUUCUAUUGUUCGAUCAAAUAUGUAUUAUGGUUUAUAUCAUGGUGCAACAUGUCGUUUAUCAUAUUUUCAAAUAAAUGGUACACUGUUUGAACGUUGUGUGUACGAUGCCAUACGUUUAGAAACUUGUCAACAUGAAUGGCGCCCAUCAGUUGUUAUUUCAAAUCAGUUUCGAGCACCAUCUUAUUCUAAUUUUGAUGUUAAUACACCAUUACCACCAAUUUAUAGUUCACCGUACGAUGCUUAUCCAAAAUAUCCACCUUUCAUUCCUGUGGCACUAUUAUUUGCUAAUGAAACAGGCAAUAUUCAGUUUAAUGUAACAUGGAAUCGUUUUUUAAAUAAUAAGCGUCUGGCAUUACGUAUAGAUCCUGUUCAGAAUAUAAUUGGUGAUAUAUGUAAUAAUAGUGUUAUUGGACAUGAAAAUGGAGGCAUACAUUUAAUUGGAAAUAACUCAAAUUGGAUAAAAGAUGUUUAUCUACGAAAUGUGACAUUAAGAAUUAUGUUGAAUAAUUUUACCGAUAAUCGUGGCCAUAGUUCAAUUGUAUCAUUAGGUUUAAAUGAGUUAUCACCCUAUCAGACAAUAUUAUUCAUAUACAAUCGUUUAAUGAACAAUAACAUAACUGAUCAUUAUAAUCCAUUUUUAAAUUCUCGUUCAAAAACAUCGGGUGUAUUAGCAAUAUCUUCUAGUCACAUACGUGUUACAAGAAAUAUAUUUGGUAAUAAUUUUAGUCGAUUUGAUAUUGUUAGUCAAUUGACAAAUUCGAAUGUUAUUAUACAAGCUGACAUGAAUUUUUUUACAAAUAUUUAUCCACCAUCAAUGAUACAUUUACAAGUACCUCUAACAUCUAAUGAAUUACAACAAAGGAGACAACAACAAUUUCAAACAGCAAUUCAAAAACACAACAGACUUUCUCAGCAACAACACCAGCCAUCACCAUCACAUCGGUAUCCAUCAUCACUGGAUCAAUUUUUUCUAAAACAUAAUAAUUUACUUGAUUCGAAUGAUGAUAAUACUUCUGUACUGUUCGAAGCAUUAAAACACACAAGGUAUAAUCGUCAAAUACAAACACAACCAUUAUCACAAAUAUCCUAUAGUUAUUUACCAGAACCAUUUGAUUUAAAAACAAAUUUUUUUCCAUAUGAUCCUCUAUCACCACUACAACAACAACAACAGCAACAACAAAUACCUGUUCAAUAUUUAUUACCACAAAAUCAAAUAUUAUCAAUUCCAUCUGUAAAUAAAAGUCAAUUAUUAUCAUCUCAAACAUAUGAUGCUUAUUAUGCAUCACCAGCUUCUACAACCUACUAUUAUUAUUCAUUAUAUUAUGAAAAACCAGAAUUAUGUUUUCAAAAUUGGCCAAAAAUUCGUUCUCGCAUAUUUGAUUAUCAUAACCGUUCAAAUCUUGCUCAAAUUAUUUGGUAUCCAUUUUUAUGUAGUGAUCGAAAUUUAACAACAGAAAUUUGGCAAUGUCAAUUACCUAAUUGUGGAUUUUCACCGGCAAGUUUUUAUGUUCAACAAGAUCAAACACAACGAGAAAAUAAUUUUAAUUAUAUUGGUGGUGUACUCGAUAAAUUUUAUAUAUUAUCACCUGGAAAAUAUAUCGUUAAUAAUGAUAUAUUAAUUAAACCAGGUGCUGGUUUAACAAUUGAAAAUUCUCAAUUACAAUUUAUGAAUGGUAUUGGAAUGUUUGUUAUGGGUGAAUUAAUUGUUAAAGGUCAUGAUGGAUCAAAAACAAGAUUUGAAUUAUUUGAAAACGAAACAAGUAAUUCAAUAUUGAUUAAUCAACAAAUAAGAGAAAAUGUGUUAAAAAAUCGUUAUUCAAAUUCAAGUGAACAGGGUAUAGUGAUGUUAAUUGCUGGUCCAUCAAUCUAUGAAGGACGUUUAUUUGUUGUUGCACCACAUAAAAGUGGCUCUGGUACCAUAUGUAAUAAAAAUUGGAAACAAAUUAAUUCAAUUAUUAUUUGUAAUCAAUUAGGUUUUAUACACGAUCCCAAUGAACAUGUUUAUUCAAAUAAUAAUCGAACAAUAAUGUUACUAGAUCAAACUGUAUCAACAAUAACAGAUCCGAUAUUGUGGAGUGAAAUUGAUUGUGAUUAUUUAGAUCAAACAAUAUUUGAUUGUAGACGAGAAAUAGCACAUACAUGUGAUCAUUCAGAAGAUGUUUGGAUAAAAUGCUUACCACCAUCGUGGGCAGGUGUUCAUAUUGCUCCAUCUUACAGUAAAUGUUCGUUAGAAUAUGUUCAUUUCGAUUCAGCUGGUCAAUAUGACUAUCAUCUAGAUGAAAUACAUAGCGCAUUGGAAAUUGAUUUAAAUAAUGCACAAAAUUAUUUAACAAAUUUAACAUUUUCACGAAAUAUUAUUGGUUUAGAAAUGCAUAUUAUUCAUCCAUACAGUAAAUCAUAUUUAUAUUAUUCUAAUUUUAUACAAAAUUCUUAUGUUGGUUUAUAUCUUCAUACAGAUUUUUUAAACAUAACUCAUUGUAAUUUUUCACAUCAUGUUUAUUCAUCUGUACAUAUAGAAUCAACAUUUUCUUAUUAUACACUUGAACAAUAUCGUUUAAAUAUUCAACAACAACGAAAUAUUGAUGUUAUUGAUUUAUUAACAGUACAAUCUUACUAUUUAGAACGAAAUAAAUAUGUAUUUUUAACAACAACAUUUGGUGGUUAUAAUUCUUUUGAUAAUGUAUUAAAAAAUAUUUUAACUAUUCAGACAGAUCCUUCAUUUAUACUUGUUUUUGAAUUAAUUGACUAUAAUCCAUUGUCAAAUACAGAUGAACAACUAUUUAUUUGUGAAUAUGUUUGUAUUAAACAAUUGAAAAAUAAUUAUAAAAAAUGGUCAUUAGCAAAUGAUCGUGAUCAAUUUCCCAUUAUAACAGCAUAUGCAAAUGUUCAAUUACAUUAUCAAGUAAAUUAUUAUCGUUCUGGACGUUUGACACUUGUUGUCUACAGUGUACAAGCACCAACAUUUCAAGAUGAUAUUAAUGGAUGGACAAAUCAACCAUCAGAUAGUCUUAUUACAUUUCAUAAAUGUCUUUUUGUACACAAUCAACAUGAUAUUGUCAAUUAUUUGAAUGAUCGUGAACCAACAAAUCAAUUUUAUCAAAAAAAAUUGAUCAAAAGUGAUAUUGAAAGAUUAUUUGAUCAAUUAUUGAAUGAAAAUGUUCAAAAUAGAAUUGAACAACGAGAACAAAAUAUAUUUUUACAAGAGGAACAAAUGAGAAAACAAAUUCGUCCAGCUACAACUGUUAUACAAUUAAAAAGACGAUAUAAAAAUUCAACAUUGUAUAUUGUUGAUUGUUUAUUUAAAAAUUCUCAAAAUUGUUCAAUUUUAAUUCAACAUGAAUCAAUAUGGCGAACACCAGAUAAAAUUGAACAAGAUAUUCGUUUAUUAAUGAAUCAUACUUUACAACAACAACAACAACAACGAAAACCAUUUAUACCGAUACAAUACACAUGUAGAAUUGAUUACUCAAUAUUUUAUAGUAAUGCUAAAGCACUCACUAUCGAUGCUCAUCCAUUGAUUUAUAGUGAUCGUUUAUUACGGUUAGAAAUUUCACAUACAAAUUUUACAAAAAACUAUGGCCCAUUGAUAAACAUUACAUUACCAAGAUUAUUUAAUUUUAAUCGUACGUUCUUUGCAUCAUUAUCAACGUGGCCUUAUUUAUCAUCAACAUCAAUUUAUACUCGGGCACCAUCGAUUUAUUCUCUCAUGUCACAUGGUAUACGUUUGUAUCGUAAUAGAUAUUUAUUCAAUGAAAAUUUUCUAAUUAAACUUGCUGGUUAUCAUUCAUCUGUAAAUAUAACACGUUCACUAUUUGAAGCAAACAUAGCUCAAGAUAAAUUAAUUGAAUACAAUGAUAUUGAAAAAGAUACAAUAAUUCAAGAUAAUACAUUUACGAAGAAUCGAGCCAAUAGUCUAUUAUAUAUUGAUUCAACUGGUCAUGCUCCAUUUCAUAAUGAUCUAUUAUCAAUAUCAAUGAUUGUCUAUAAUACAUUUUUUGAUAAUGGACCGAUUCAUUUGAAAUCACCAUUUGUCACAUCUUGUCUUCAUUUAUCUGGUUCUAAAAAUGCUACAAUACAACGUAAUAUAUUUGAAAAUAUAAAUUAUGAAUAUGAAUUUAUAGCCGGUCUUUUAAUCGAUAGUUUAAAUACAACAAUUGAUAUUACAUUAAAUUGGUGGGGUUCCGAUGUUUAUCAAGCUAUACAAAAUCGUAUUUUAGAUUUUACAGAACGAGCUGAUCAUUCAUUAACAGUUUGGAAUCCGUUUUUAGCAUGUCGAGAGCCAACAUGUGCAAGUAUUAAAUUACCUAUUGAUAAAACAAAUGGCAUAUUUCAUACAAAUAGACCGAUUAGAGGUAUUAUAUAUGCCAGUACAAUAUUACAUAAACGAAAACAACCUUAUCUUAUCAAUGGUGAUAUAAUUAUUUUACCUGGUGUAACAUUAACAUUAUCACCCGGUGUUCAAUUACAUUUUGCACCAAAUACCGGUAUACUUGUGCUUGGACAAUUGAAUGCUGUUGGUACAGCUAAAGAACCAAUUGUAAUGCGUUUAGCCAAUAAAACAUUUAUUUUUCAACAAAUUAUGAAUGGAGAUAAUCCAUAUCGUUACCAUUUUGUUGAUGAUACACUAAAAAUACCUUAUCAUUUGAAACAGAAUACUCGUUUUGAUCGUUUACAAUUACGUCUGGCUAUGGGUCGUUCGCCAAAUGAAGGUUUUGUACAAAUAUAUAAUCGAACAACACGCGAUUGGUCUUAUGUAUGUUAUGAUACAUUCAAAUCUAAACAAUCAUUUCGUUUAAUAUGUUAUCAAUUAAAUUUACCAUGGCGAAAUGUUUUUGCCUAUUCGGAAAAAUUUUAUUUAUAUGAUAAUCAACAAUUACCAAUAUGGCAUGAGACAGUUGAUUGUUCUGGUUCUGAAUUAACACUCUCAUCAUGCUCCUAUGAUACAUUAUUUAAUUAUAAAUCAAAUGAUACAUCAUGUCAACAACGUUUAUUCUAUAUUGGAUGUUAUGAGACAAAUGAUAACUAUGAACAAAACACUCAACAAUUUAUGAUAAAUGAUUAUACAUAUUUGAAUUUUGGUAUACCAUCACCCUAUUCAUUACCUACCUACGAUAAUCCACAGGCAUGGUCUGGUAUUCAAUUUGCUAAUAGUGAAUAUGAAGAAGAUUUAUCUAAUUUUGAUUAUACAUCACCAGAACCAUCUGUAUUAAAUUAUGUUUUAUUAUCUGAAGGUGGCUAUCGAUAUGACGGUCUAACACAUAAUUGUGAACAACCCGUUAUACAAACAAUCUAUCGUACACCGGCUAUUGAACGUUCACAUAUUCAAAAUUCACGUUCUCAUGGUUAUGAAUUUAUUUUACCAAAACGUUCAUUAUUAUUUGGUUUUAGUCGAAUAACAAAUAGUUUAAAUAAAGCCAUCAAUGGAGUUGUUUAUCAUGGACAAUCGACUAGUACCGACUCUGAUUUUGAUCUAUUAUAUGAACAAACAUUAACAAGUUGCUCAAAAACAAAACCAUUUAGUCUUUUACAUAUGUGUAAUGCACAUCGUAUUGUCAAUAUAAAAUAUCGACUCGUGACAUAUUUCAAUUAUGAUCAUCAAUAUAGAACAUGUUCGAAAUUAUUUUGUACAAAAUCACCAUCUUAUCAAAUUGCAUUACGUUUUAUUCAGGGAAAUCUUGUGAAUAGUAGUUAUCAAAAUGAUUGGAUUGAAAUACAUCGUGUUACAACCGAUUCAAAUGGUUAUGAAAUAAAUGAAUUAAAGGCUUAUUUAACGAACGGAAGUAAUGAUCAAUGGGCUAAACCAUAUUCAAUUAAAACGGGAUGUUUACGAUUGACUAUUCAUGCGUCAAAUGGUCGUCCCACCAAUGGUUUUAUGGCUGAAAUAAUGACAUUACCUGUUUCACCAUUUUCCACAAAAGAGAUUAUUCAUAAAAUUUCUGACAAUACAUUUAUUGGAAAUCAACAUGGUGUAUUAAAUUAUUUAUCUGCUGGUGAGCGAUCUGCUGAUUUUUAUUUUCAACGUAAUACAAUUAUGUCCAAUGGUUUUUAUCGUUAUAAUUCAUCAUCAUUAUCAAUAAAUCAAUUUUUAUUUCAAAAUGCACAACGAUUUUAUUUUGGAAAUAAUUGGUUAAGUCGAAAUUUAGGUGGAACAUAUGUUCAAUGCCAUAGUCAUUCGUCAUCAUCAAUUUUUAAUGGUUAUAUAUUUAACAAUGUAUUCUAUGACAACAGAAACGAUUCUGUACUCGCUGUACAUGGUGUUCAAUUAUCUGCUUAUUGUAAUUUAUAUACCUUGAGAAAUGCACUUAUAUACAACGAUGCGUAUGAUCGUAAUCUAGUCAGUUUUGAAACAGUUGUAGCAAAUUUUAGUCGAAAUCAAGUUUAUAAUAAUACGGCGACAAAUAUUAUUUCAAUGUUUGGUUUUGAUAAAAUAGCUGCACCUUAUCCAUCUAUAGAAAUGAAUACAUUUAAGAGAAAUAAAGCAGUUGGAGAAUUAAAUCAACCAUUUUUAGAUCGAAUGGGAGCAAUUGUUGUUGCUAGUAAUCCAAGACAAUUGUAUAUGUUUAAUACAUUUGAAAAUUUGGAUAGUCGAUAUGAAAUGUUAACAAAACCCAAAUCAUCAGAUGACAUAUUAACAACAUCACAAGUGAAUGCAUCAAUGAACUAUUGGGGUAAAAUGAAUGUGAAAGAUAUUGAUGCAAGAAUUCAUGAUAAAUACGAUAAUAAAUUGUUAUUAGAAGUCAAUUAUUUUCCACCUUAUUUGGAUCCGGGUACUCUUAGACAAGGAAAAUGUGAACCGGGUUGGUCAUUGAAUGAAAAUUUGUGUUACUUUUAUUUUGGAAGUGUAACCACGUAUCAAAUGGCUGAUGAAUUAUGUCAGUUUAUGAAUGGACGAUUAGCACGUCGUGGUGUUCAAGGUCGUUUAAGUGUACUACGUGCUUUGUGGAAAUCAAGUCAAUAUGAUUUUAAUAAUGAAGCACCAGCGACAGGUGUAUGGCUUGGAAAAGAGAUGAUGGUUAAAAAUAAUAUUGUUUGUAAUACAUUUGAUGAUAUGCAAGUCAAUGAUGUUAGUUGUACGUCAUCAGCAGCAUUCAUUUGUGAAAAAGAACAAUUAUUUGAAAGUGCCCGUUUUCUAAUUCGUGGUGAAUUAUUGAUUGCUGCUGUUUGCCUUUUUGGAUUAUUAAUACUUACUCUUCCUUGUAUUUGUUGUUGGUAUUGUAAAUCGAAACAGCGCAAAAAAGAUUCUUUUAAUCGACAAAAUUCUUUACGUCGAAGUAUUAAACAUGAAAUAAGUAAAGAAUCAUUAAAUGGAAUAGCCUCACUUCCAUCAUCAACAUUAACAAAAAGUGGUACAUUGUCAACAAUGACAACAUCAACAAUAACUGCAAAUAGUUCAACAAAACAAAAAUUAUUAUUAAAUUCUUCAACAAUAACCGCGUCCGAUAAUAGUGGUAGUCGUUUAUUAAACCGUUUAAGUAGUUUAACAGAUUCUUCUGAUCAAGAAAUAAAUCCAAAAGUAUUAUCAAAUUCUCAGAUGCACGAUUUUUCAUUAUUACGUUUACGUAAUCAUCAACAACAAUAUAGUCCAUCAAAAUCACCAGGUACAUCGACACCAGCUAUGAGUGAAACAAAUUAUGAUACAAGUUCACAACGUGGUCUGAUUGAUCAUUCAAGUGAAAAAAGUUUAUAUUCACCAUUACACAGUCCUAGAAAUGUGUCAGCCUCUCUCAAUCGUAGCAGUCAUCGUUAUACUCCAAUAAAUAAGAAUUUGACUUUAACACCACCCUCUCUUCCACCAGCUCCGCCUGUUGUUAAUCGACGCUCAAAAAAACGUGAAAUAGAAACAAAAAAUGAUUAUAUUCAACCCUUGGAUGAACAACGUACUCGUUCAUCUGCAACAUCUUUAGCAACACCAGAUGAUUAUUAUUACAGUCAACAUUCAUCGACAACACCAACUUCAACUAUAAGCCAGGGUAGUAAGCCUUCAUUGUUAAAUAAUGAUAAUACUUUAAUUAAUCGACAGCCAAUGCUAAUGAGCUUCGUACAACGUCAUCGUAUCAAUUAUUUUCUUCCACCUCAAACACAAACUCAAAGUACUCAAAUGUAUGAGACGAUUCAAACAACAAAUGACGAAGCAAAACCGCCCCCAUUAGAAACACAUAUAUAA